This is a messenger RNA of Gadus chalcogrammus (walleye pollock), 1487 nucleotides long. It is a transcript of the gene aup1, whose product is annotated as AUP1 lipid droplet regulating VLDL assembly factor. Gene Ontology annotation, cellular component: membrane. Gene Ontology annotation, molecular function: ubiquitin binding; acyltransferase activity. Bases 190 to 1440 code for a protein of 416 amino acids. Lineage: Eukaryota; Metazoa; Chordata; Actinopteri; Gadiformes; Gadidae. The record is from RefSeq and is a predicted model, not a curated record. The transcript is spliced from 12 exons.
CUGCAGCCCAAACGGAUAUCCUCGGGAAGACGGAGCGCAACAUCCCGUAAACAAACGAAACCGAUUCGACCAGCUAGUUAGACUUCAGCCACCCGUUGGUUUAAUAAUAAUGACCAAGCAGAUUGUAUUUCUCGGUAGCAGCGUGUUUUUCCUGAGCUGGUAGUCGCCCGGCGGGCCCACUGAGCAGCCAUGGAGUCCCGGGGGAUCCAGGACAUGUUUGACUUUCGUCGGUUUCCAAAAGAUGGACUCCUUCUCCUUCUUGUCCUCCUCUACGCUCCUGUUGGUGUUUGUUUGAUGUUACUGCGGAUCUUCAUCGGGGUCCAUGUGUUCCUGGUUAGCUGUGCUCUUCCUGAAAGUUUUAUAAGAAGGUUUCUGGUGAGGAUCAUGUGUUCGGUGCUGGGAAUGCAUGUCAGACAGAAGGAUCCCCUCUCCAGAGACAAGAACACCAAGCUGUACAUAUGUAACCACGUGACCGAGUUCGACCACAACCUCCUCAACCUGCUCACCCCCUGUAGCACCCCCCAGACGGGCGGCUCCACAGGCUUUGUGUGUUGGGCCAGGGGCUUCAUGGAGAUGCACUCAGCCCCAGGGCAGACGGCCCUGGCCGACACUCUCCAGAGGUACUGCUCCACCGACGGCACCCCGGCCCUGCUCCUGUUCCCCGAGGAGGACACCACCAACGGGCGCGCCGGCCUCCUCAAGUUCAGCUCCUGGCCUUUCUCACUGACUGAUCCCAUUCAGCCCGUAGCCCUGCGGGUGACCAGGCCGCUGCUUGCUCUGAGCACACCAGAUUCCAGUUGGCUCAUGGAACUCUUGUGGACAUUUUUUGUCCCAUGUACAGUGUAUCAUGUAAGUUGGUUGCCACCUGUGUCAAGACAAGAAGGGGAAUCUGUGCAAGAGUUUGCCAGCAGAAUCCAGGAGCUUCUGGCCAGGGAGCUCGGUGUGGCCGCCACACAAGUGACAAAGUCUGACAAGGCUGAACACAUCAAGAGGAACCGGCACAGACCGCCACAGACCUCCACAGGUGUGGGACCCGGCUCCAUCGCCAGGGGCUUCAUGGCCCAGAACCUGGGCACGGAGGAGCCGAGGAUCAUCAGGAUGGCCCAGCAGGUGAAGGACGUCCUGCCCCAUGUCCCGCUCAACGUCAUCGCUAGAGACCUGGUGAAAACCAACUGUGUGGACACGACGAUCACCAACCUCUUGGAACUCUCUGAGGACUCUGCGUUGGAAGCCAGCGUUGCCGGAGCCUCCUCGUUCGGCUCAUCCGUGAACUCCUCCCCCUUUUCAUACGAGCCCACUGCCAAGCCCGUUGCCAAAUCCUUUGGGAAAUCGCCAACCGACCGACACAUGUCACUGCAGGAGCGUAAAGACGCGCUGUACAACUACGCAAGAAGCCGAUACAUCGAGAAAUAUGGACUGGACAAGGAAGACGAGCAUUGAAAUAUUCUUUUUUUUUUUUUGGUCAAGCCAAUUCUGAAAGCCCAUCU